AUGAAGGAAAAGUUGAAUUCAAAGCUUAAUGAUGCGAUGACAAAGUUCCCUGAAAAGGAAAAAAAUGAAGAUAAAGAGGGAAAUGGUGAAGAAGAUAGUGAUAAUGGUGCAAGUCAACUAGAAGUAGAUUAUUUGCUUGAUUCAAAUGAAGCAGAUAAUGAAGAAAUAAAGAAUGAUGCAGAUAAGAAUCAAAAAGAAGGUGAAAUUGGAGUAAAAGAGAAUGAUGGAAAGAGGAAUGAAAAUGAGAAUGAUGAAGAGGAAAAAGAUGAUCAUGCUGAGGAAACAAAUAAUCAUGAGGAGACUAUUCAACAAACUGAAAAUGAAAAUUUUUUGGAUAAAGUUGUUGACAACAUUAUGGACAAUGUCUUCGGAAUUGGAAUUUCAAGUUUAAAUAGUCAAGAAGAUGAAAUCUGGAAUCACCCUGAAAUGAAAACUAUUUUCGAUAAUAUUGAUAUAGGGUCACCAAUGAGUACAGAUAAAACUAAUACUCUUGAGGAAAAUGAAAAAUCAGAAGGUGUACAUGAACAAGGAACAAAAGUUGAAAAAACAAAUGGAGAUGAUACAGACAAGGAAAACUCUGAAGAUAGAAAUGAAGGAGGAACAGAAGCUAAGAACACAAAAGAUGGAGGUGAAGAAAAACAUACAGAAACUGAGAAAGGAAAUUUAGAAGAUAAACGAAAGAAAAAGUCAAAAAAUGAAAACAAGAAAAGAGAAAAAGCUGACAAGACAAAAGGAAAUAAAAGAGAUACUCAUCCAAGCUUUAGUCUAGGUCUCAGUCAAGAUUCAAAUCAAACUUCAAGUAAAAAAUCUAUUGAAUCUUCACCAAAAAAACACUUACAAAGAAACAAAUCAAAGACGACCAUCAGAAGUGAAGAAGGACCAUCAAAGCAUGAUCUGGAUCAACCAAGAGAGAAGAAGCUUGCUGAUGCUUUCAAAUCACCUUUCAAAUGCAGAAUAAUAGACACAAAACCCAAACUGACACAUCAGGAUAGUAUUGUCUGUGAAUGGUUGUUCAACUUACAAAGCAAUACAUCAGAUCUGGGUGUCCAGACAAAAUAUGUUGGAGUUUGUAUAUUCUUUCCAGUUGUUAGAAGUGCUCACAUUUUUGUGAUUGUCUUCAACUUAAAGAAACUGUCAAUUGAAAUUCUAGACAAUAGUGCAGUUGAGGAGGAUUAUGAAGGAAAAUACGGAGUAAUAUUGAAACCUUUGAAAAAUUUCGUUGUGAGAUACUUUAAAGAAAUAAACCAUCUAAGAGCGAAUGUAAUCUCAAAAGAAAGUAUCAAACCCCAACUACUUGAAAUGUCAUGGAGAACAGUUAAAAACAAAGUUGAUUGUGGGGUCUUUGCAAUGAGACAUAUGGAGACCUAUAUGGGACAACCACUCUCAAAGUGGAAACCAGGUCUUCAUAAAGAAAGUGCAGUUCAGCAAACUACUUUAGAGAAGCUCAGGCAAAGAUAUGCACACAUAAUGCUAACUUCUGAAAUUAACAUGUUGAAGGCUAAGGUGUUGGAUCUUGUUGAAAAAUAUAAAAAGUUGAAUUCAAAGUGCGUACUGAUCAUGCAUACAAGGCUAUGCUAACAAUUCAAAAAAAGUUAAAAGAAUAUUGAUGAUUGCUUGUGAAGAUGAAAGAAUGUUGAAGUGUUAUGCUAUAUAAUAGUUUGUGUUGAAGAUGAAUGGAUUUGAAGUACAUGUAAGAUGAUUCUGCGAAACAAGUUUUAAAUGGUUUGUUAAAUGUUGUUGAACAUCGUUCUAAUAUUUUGUGAAAUGCUUAUGAACAACUUUUAUUAUCUUGUGUUGAAUGAUUAUGAAAUAGAAAC
Molecule: messenger RNA, 1817 nt
Organism: Lactuca saligna
Lineage: Eukaryota; Viridiplantae; Streptophyta; Magnoliopsida; Asterales; Asteraceae
Source: the annotation of a GenBank genome assembly